AUGCUCAGUCGACAAACACGGAGCAGCGUGCUUGCUCAUCGAGCCACCAUAGCCAGGUCGACUGGAUCGUCUUCAAAACUUGCUACCAUCUCGCAUGCACAGUUACCAAAGAGCCCAAGGUCAACUGUCUCGCGACAUGUCCAGCCAUGGCGCAGGUGUUGGAUUGACACUGGGAUUGGCCGCUACUUGGCCGAGAGAGGUCUGGCCACCGCGGUCAACGACUUCAGCUUCGAAGAGUUGCCCUAUAACCGUCUCAAAAACGCGAAUAUGCCCCUUUUCCACCCGCCUUCUUUCGGGUCACACGGGAUUAGAGCUCGCGACCCUGCCACGGCACCUUUGACGAUUCCUGAACCGGGACCGCCGAAGCCCGCGACCAAAAUCAACAUGUACGGCAUCCCGGGCGAUACAGAGGACAUGCUACCUGUUUUCGAUGCUUGCAUAAGGGUAGGCAAACUCGACAGAGCCGCCCUUGUGUUGAAGAGGUUCAACGCAAUGGGAGUGCUGUCAGGAGAGGAGCGAAUCCUUCUACACAAUCAAUAUCUUCGAACAUCCCUACUUCAAAUGCGCACCAGUCCCGAUCGACGACAAGCCGAGCAACUCCACAAGUGGUAUGAAUUGGAAAUACGAGGCAAGGGCCUUCCGCAGACCGCCGAGACGGUUGCCUGCAUGCUCAAAGCCUCAUUGCUUUCAGAGAGGGGUUCGAGGCUUGAUCGCCUAGUCAAUAGAUACAUGGGCAUGGCGCCCGGCCAGUCUGGCUUACGAGUUUUGAGCAUGGCCGAUAUCUUGAGCGAUCAGGAUUUGGCAAUCAUCACCGGCAUAUGCCCUACGUACAAUUUUACAACCGAGGCCGAAGAUGUUUCAGACGCAUCGGCAAUGGACGAAUUGGACAUUGAGACUCCGUCGGCGGUCAGUUCCGCUGACGAGGCCGUGGAUGUCAGUCGGAGAACUGUACCAGAAUUGGUUCCCACGCCACAGCGUGGUGAUGGCCUUGCCACGCUGAAGCAGGGCCUGCACCUGCUCAUGGAUUUGGAAGAGGUGGACAUGUCCAAAAUGUCGUACGCGGACCGUUACGAAAUUCAGUUGCAGAUAGAACGGGAUUCUAUUGGCUCUGCCAUUGUGAGAUGGCGACAGGCGAACAAAAACAUGCAAAAGAUGGGCAUCAACACCGCUCUCAGUCCCUCAUCCGCAGAGGGUUCAUUGUCGCAGCACAUGGGGCGAUGGCUUGAUGCCAUGGAAAAGAGGCUCAAGGAAGAGCUCGUCCUGAUCAGAACUUCCGAAAACAAAGCGACCAAGUCUGACCAGGAUCUCGAACGAUGCUUGUACGGGCCCUUGAUCCAGCAAGCCAAGCCCGAACGACUGGCCGCCGUCACUAUACUGUCUGUUCUGAAUCUCGCAGCCUUGCAGGGUGUGGACAAGGGAGUGGUGGUCAGCCGAAUCAUUUCAAACAUUGCCAAGCUCGUUCAAGAAGAGAUCGAGAUGCAACGAAAGCCAGGUUCGAGACGAAAGAUGAAAACAAGAACCGGAGUCACAUACAGCGGAUCCACUCUGCCGUCCCCAUCCAAGGAGUCGUCAGAUGCCCCAGCCGAUGCUACAACACCCCUUGCGGACCUCUGCAGCGUUGCGCAGGGGCUUGAAGAAACGACGCGCAAACCUUGGUCCAUGUCUAUCAAAGCUCAAGUCGGUUCCGUCUUGUUGAAGCUUCUCAUCGAAACGGCCAAGGUUAAAGUCGUGACACAACAUCCCACUACCAAGGAAACCGUCAGCCAGGUGCAACCCGCCUUCGCGCACUUGCAACAACCCCGCAAGGGCAAGAAGGUUGGCGUGCUCUAUCUCAACUCGCAACUGAUGGAGCAGCUCAAAAGGGAACCAGUCGGCGACUUCAUUGCGAAGCAUCUGCCCAUGAUAGUGGAGCCCAAACCUUGGACCCGAUUCGACGAGGGGGGCUUUCUUCACAGCAAGACAAGCCUGGUUCGUAUCAAGUCUGGCGAUGACGAGCAAAAACUUUACACGAGGGCAGCUCUAGAAUGUGGCGACUUGGAUCAAGUAUCCAAGGGUCUCGAUGCCCUGGGCAAGACAGCUUGGCAGAUCAACAAGGACGUUCUCGGUGUCAUGAUGGAAGCCUGGAACAGCGGAGAAGAGAUCGCCAACAUGCCACCUCUAAACCCGGAAUUCGAAGUUCCCAGCGAGCCGGACUCAUCUGCCGACCCCUUGCUUCGGAAACAGUGGAUUCGUGCUGUCAAGUUGAUUGAGAACGAACGAUCUGGUUUGCAUUCCCAGAGGUGUUUCAUGAACCUGCAGCUGGAGGUCGCGCGGGCCUUUAGAAAUCAGACGAUAUAUUUUCCGCACAACGUGGACUACCGGGGACGAGCUUAUCCGAUGCCGACGUAUCUGAACCACAUGGGAGCGGACCACGCUCGUGGCAUUCUCAAGUUCGCCGUGGGCAAGGAACUGGGAGAACGGGGACUCCGAUGGCUCAAGAUCCACCUGGCUAAUCUGUACGGCUUGGACAAGUCCAGCUUUGACGAACGCGAGGCCUUCAGCAAUGAACAUGUCGCCGAAAUUGUGGAAUCCGCCACCAAUCCAUUGAAUGGGAGUCGCUGGUGGCUCAAAGCGGAAGAUCCGUGGCAGUGCCUGGCUGCUUGCUUCGAGCUAAAGGCCGCCUUGGACCUUCCUGACCCCACCAAGUUCGUAUCCCAGCUACCUGUUCAUCAAGACGGUACCUGCAAUGGCCUUCAGCACUAUGCUGCCCUGGGAGGUGACACAUGGGGUGCCAAGCAGGUCAAUCUCGAGCCGGGUGAACGACCGGCCGACGUGUACUCUGCCGUGGCGGAUCUCGUGAAGCAAGCCAUGGAGGAGGAUGUCAAGAAGAACAACCAGCUGGCCAAGAUUCUCGAGGGCAAAAUCACGAGAAAGGUUGUCAAGCAAACUGUCAUGACCAACGUGUAUGGCGUCACCUUUGCCGGGGCCAAGAAGCAGGUUUGCAAGCAGCUUGAUGCUUUGUAUCCGGACCUGGGCAAGGAGUGUGGCAUCCCCCAUAUCGUGUUAUCGUCAUACAUUGCCACGCAUAUUUUCAAGGCUCUAGCAACCAUGUUCCGCGGUGCCCACGACAUUCAGUACUGGCUCGGCGAGAUUGGUGGCCGGGUAUGCCGCGCCCUCACCUCAGCCCAACUCGAGCAAGUUGCUGGCGGUUACUCAGCAGGAGGCGAAGCCGAGGGAGGCAGGCAAAGAAAACGAACCAGGAGGGCGGUGGCCACUGACAAGAAUGGUUUCGACGAGCUCACUCGACAGUUUCGGUCUUCGGUCGUCUGGACGACCCCUCUCCGCAUGCCGGUCAUUCAACCUUACCGCAAGAGCACCAUGAGGGAGAUUAGGACUUGCCUACAAGCUGUUGCUUUCCCAAUCUGCGACCAAGCAGACCCUGUCAAUCGACGGAAGCAGCUGCAAGGCUUCCCGCCAAACUUUAUCCACUCCUUGGAUGCCAGCCACAUGCUCCUGUCCGCCGUGCGUUGCCACGAGAAAGGGCUGAGUUUUGCUGCCGUCCAUGACUCUUUUUGGACGCACGCUGCCGACAUUGACACGAUGAAUUGCGUUUUGCGAGAGGCGUUUAUUCAAAUCCACGAGGAAGAUGUUGUGGGCCGUCUCGCGUCAGAGUUCAAGACACGUCACAGAGGAUCUUUGUAUCUUUCAUAUAUCGACUCCGAAUCCGCCGUGGCCAAGAAGAUCAAGGAGCUGAGGAAGAACAGCAAUCUGUCACCGAAAGAAGAGGUGUUGCUGGAACAUAAACGCAACCUCUUGCGACUCUCGGCCGACCCAUGGGACCUCGAGACUGCCAAGAAGAUUGUCACCCCCGCGUCCGUGUACGAGAAAAUGUCUGGAGAAACGGCCGAGAUUGCUGCCGACAAGGAGGGCAUCGGUCUAGGAGACAUUCCCCAGGACGAGCUCGAUGGGCAAGAGAGCGGAGAAGAACCGGAGCGAAUGCUCAUGGAUGAAGACGAGGGCGAGUUUCAUUCGGCGGCCGAGUCGACAACAUCCGAGGAUGAGCAGCAGCAGUACUUGGACGACUUGCGAACUGGCCUCUUUGAGACGCAUAUUCUGGACAAUAAGAAGAAAGUCCGUGUCCCGCCGAGAAAAGGCAACCCUGUGCCAGUUUGGCUACCUCUAACGAUCCCACCCGUUCCCUCCAAGGGUGAGUUUGACGUAACCCGUCUGAGAGACAGCAAAUACUUCUUCUCCUAA
This is a messenger RNA of Ustilaginoidea virens, 4236 nucleotides long. RefSeq lists its product as uncharacterized. Gene Ontology annotation, biological process: mitochondrial transcription. Gene Ontology annotation, molecular function: mitochondrial promoter sequence-specific DNA binding; DNA-directed RNA polymerase activity. The transcript has 2 exons. Bases 1 to 4236 code for a protein of 1411 amino acids. Lineage: Eukaryota; Fungi; Ascomycota; Sordariomycetes; Hypocreales; Clavicipitaceae. The record is from RefSeq and is a predicted model, not a curated record. Gene Ontology annotation, cellular component: mitochondrial DNA-directed RNA polymerase complex.